Messenger RNA from Polyodon spathula (Mississippi paddlefish), 2284 nucleotides. RefSeq lists its product as uncharacterized. Gene Ontology annotation, molecular function: protein phosphatase regulator activity. The coding region runs from base 343 to 2100 and encodes 585 amino acids. The record is from RefSeq and is a predicted model, not a curated record. Gene Ontology annotation, biological process: response to endoplasmic reticulum stress. NCBI's taxonomy places the organism in Eukaryota, Metazoa, Chordata, Actinopteri, Acipenseriformes, Polyodontidae. The transcript is spliced from 3 exons. Gene Ontology annotation, cellular component: endoplasmic reticulum; protein phosphatase type 1 complex.
ACAGGGUGUUUCCAGCACAAUGCAUAAUCGUAUUUGGCAAAGCUUUAAACUCCUUGGAAAUAUAAUGUUGACGCAAAAGGGUGUCUUCUGUUUUCUGUUUGAGUAACUGCAUAGAUAUGUACAGCAUUAAAAAAAUAAAAAUAAACACGUUAGAAUAAUGACAAACAAAUAAACCGAAUUAGCUCAAUUCUGUUUUCAUGUUGCAUGUGUUAGAAAAAUGAAGUGUUACCAAAUUAACACGCAUAUCGUCGCCAAGAAGAACCCUGAAGAAGUAAAACCAACUCAGACAACAGGUUUUAAAUCUUCUCGACACUUUUGUCGCUGACACAUGCUAAAACUAAUAUGGAUCUUCCGAGGCAGGCUAUCGAAACUAAGAACACUGUAGCUAGGUUUCUGGGGAAUGGUGUGUUGGUCGUUCCAUGGACCUUACAGAUAUGUACUGUAAUUCUGGAACCGCUGAGAUUAAUUCUUCAGAUUGUCUAUCGACUGUGGACAGCUUUACAGGUGUGCAGAUUGGAAAUGUAUUGGGGAGUCCAGCACCUGAGCUAUGCAGAAAGUGAAGGAGAAUCACACAUAUUGCCCCCCACAGUCAAGCGAAACAGAAACAGCGAAGGCCCCAAGUUAAACCAUUUAGCCUUAAGUGACUCAGAGUCACACAUUAUGUACAGCAGUGGCAGAAAGGGCAAGUCAGGCUCAUUUGAGCCAUUGUUUUUCAAUCUUCAAUCCCAACACCUCGGCGAAUGCAAAGCAUUUCUCAUACAAAGAACACAUUUAAUUUGUGAUCCAGACCCCAGCAGCACUGAAGUCUCUGCCCAGUCUCGGUCUAGUUGUGACUCACCCGUUACUGGUCAGGAGGAGACAUUUGGUGAAUUUCCAGUUAAGGAUAGCAAGGAAGCAGAUGGCACAGCAAGCAAUAAUCCAAAGAUGGAGCAACUGGAAAGUCUACUUGAUGACAAAGCAGGUAAAAGGGAGGAUGAUUCGUGGGAUGAAGAUGAAAGCAGCUGUCAGGAGUGGGAUACAAUGGAAAACCAGAAGUUAUGGGAAUGCUUUGUAAAUGCAGCAGACACUUAUAAUCCACUGAACUUUUCAGCAUGUAUUUCAAGCUGCCCUCAGAAGAACCAGCCUCACUCUAAUGAGACUCAUUGUCUUAAAGGUGAGGCAAGGGAGAACUCUUCAUUCAGCAGUGACACUGAAGAAGCGUUUGAAAACAAGAAUUAUUGUUAUAACUUCGGUCAAAACUGCUCGGAAUCUGAAACUGAAACUGAAGAGGAUGACUGGGACAGUUCCAGCAAUUGUAGCGCAAGCGACGAGGAGGAAAAUAAUAAACUGUGGGAAUCUUUUGUGAAUCCCACAGAUCCUUAUAGCCCUUUGCAUUUUACAGCCUGCACUGUGAGCACCAGCACAACACAGAAAUCAUCGGAAUGUUUAAACAAGCACAUGGGGCCGGCGAAGGUGCCAGCGAAAUGCCUGACGUUGUCAAACAGUACAAAAGACAGCAGCUAUGACAGCCAGUCUAUAAAUGAUUAUGAGAGUAAUUCUGAAGGUGAAGGUAAUUGUGAGCAGCAGAACAAAAAACUGUGGGACUCGUUUUUACAAAGUUCCGACCCUUACAAUCUUUUAAAUUUUAGAGCUUGCCUGAAAAGUUGCCCAACUGACAACAAAAGUGAAGGUAAUGGGGUUAGAAAUGAGACAAAAGGAACUGGGCCGGUGAAAACCGCCUCAGUAAAACCAAACUUACCAAAGAGACAUUUUAAGCAUUCCUUUCAGAACAAAAGCAAAGAUAACCAGCAGUUUCUUACCUGGAAGAAGCCUGCCAAGGCAACUGCAAGGCGUACUCAAGAGAAACAGGAGAAAGAAAUUGUGAAAAAGGUUACAUUUUCACCAUUUGUUCAUGUCCAUGUCAUGCAUGCGUGGGACUUUGCAUUCAGAGCAGCUCGGAAAUCUCCCUGGGAAGAAAUGGCACGUGACAGAGCCAGGUUUCAGCGCAGGAUUCAGGAAGCUGAAGAGACAAUAGGCUGCUGCUGGAAUUCUGAUCACAGGGAAAAAAAACAAACUCAGCUGAGUGCUGAAAACAGUGUUGCACCCACAGUUCUGACGUGAUUGGAACCUCUUAAGUUUUGUCUCUGACAUCACACUCCAAUGUGGAAUAUACCAUACUUUAAAAUGCACUGAUAAUUUCAAAUUGUUAUUUACAAAAUACCUUUACAAUUUUUUAUUUUUUAUGAAUAGCUAAUGAUUUUGCUACUUCAUGUAAAUGCAUUUAAAGUCUAAAAUAUACAUUGUA